Molecule: messenger RNA, 2167 nt
Organism: Drosophila subpulchrella
Lineage: Eukaryota; Metazoa; Arthropoda; Insecta; Diptera; Drosophilidae
Product: ADP-dependent glucokinase
Exons: 5
Coding region: 149-1648 (499 amino acids)
Biological process (GO): glucose metabolic process
Cellular component (GO): endoplasmic reticulum
Molecular function (GO): ADP-specific glucokinase activity
Source: RefSeq, a predicted model, not a curated record
AAAGCACUACCAAGGAAAAAGGGCGAUAUUCCGGCUGAUAAGGAAUUUGGAGUAGCCGAGCAGCGAAAAGUCACAGAUAAAAUUGCUUGGAGUCGUCGAUUGGGGAACGGCAACCUAAGGAGGAGCAACCACACAAACCACGCCCACAAUGACCGCCCUGCGAUACAUGGGAUGGGUCACCGGCUGUUCGGUCCUCACAGCCUUCGUUUCCAUCAUUUGGCAGGCGUUUCUCUCGCUGCAGACGCUUAAUAGGACCACUGUCCUAUUAAGUGGUCUCUUGGCCAUCGAGGGAUCCCUAAAGCGCCCCGCCUUGGAACCGGCGCCGAAAGUGGCCAUCGGAUACGGAGCCUGCACGGAUCUGCAGAUAAAUGCCACCGAGUUUCUGGAGCGCUACUAUAGCCGUCGCAUUCCGGCAGCCACGACAGGAUCUCGGGAGAUCGUCAACAACGAGGACGAGCUGCUGCAGUCCUUUGCCUAUUACUUUCAGAACGGAGCUGCAGCGGAACGGGUGAUGGCAAACAGUACCCUCUUCAAGCAACUUGUGGGCUACGCUAAGGUAAUGGAUAAAGAGCGGAUCCAGUGGUACAUGGGUGGAAAUGCUCCGCUGAUGGCUGUGCGCUUCUUCAUGGAGGGAGCUGAAGUUCUACUGGGCGCCCACAUGUCUAAAAAAUUACGUCCCCUGCUGCCCAAGGAGAUUCGUCUGGCUGGCGACGAGAUCCCAAACGAUGAUAUACAUCUUAUUCUGGAGUACAAAGCCGGCGAUACCUGGGGAUCAUACGUGGCGCCUCGGGCCAAUCGGUACAUUCUACACAACGACCGGAAUAAUCCGCAUCUGAGGGCGGUGGAGCAGUUAACGGAUGCCCUGAAGAUCUAUCAACCACAGCUGCUGGUGGUCAGCGGACUGCAGAUGAUGGACAUGUUCACCUUUAAUCCUGGCGAGCGCGAGGCGCGCCUGCAGCAAGUACGGAGACAACUAACCAGCCAGCCCGCAGAUACUUUGAAUCACUUUGAGAUGGCUUCCUACGUGGAGUUGCAGCUGCUGCAGCAGCUACGACGUUAUGUCCUUCCCUACGUAGACUCCCUGGGCAUGAACGAACAGGAGCUGUCCAAUCUGCAGCAGGUGCUCGCAUACGGACGGACUACCUUGGCCACCGACUGGAAUCCUCGCAUUGCCCACACCCUUGACCAGAUGCGGCAGGUCUUCAUCAGCCUGCUCGAGGAUUACGGCGACCGAAGUGGUACGGAUCCCAGGCGGCGCCGAGUCUCGCGAAUCCACGUGCACACUUUGGCCUACCAGGCUAUCCUCACCACUGCGGACUCCAAGUGGAAGAACACCCGAGCUGCGGCGGCCAAGGCGGCUCUCACUGCUCACCGAUACGUCUGCAAGUCCCAGUUUAUUAAUCCGGAGGCAGUGCUGCAGGUCCUGGACGACAGUUUCGCCACCUCGGCGCAAACGAAUGCUCCUCGGAUGCGGAUCGGUGCAGCCAGUCCUGUGCCCUGUUGGCGGGAGUAUAUUGAGUACGGUCGCAAGCGGCAACGCCUUGAGGUGGAGAUUUGUGUGGCCCCGGUGCUGGUGUGCCGCGAGGCCAGGAAAACAGCUGGAGCUGGCGACAACAUCUCCGCCUCCGGAUUGGCGGCACAGUUGUAGGAGCGACGAUGACGAUAGAACCGGAAAGACUGCAUAGUACUUCACUAGAAACCUGCAAUCCAAGACUCGAGUAGAAGGCCAGGACGUAACCCCGAAGCAUUCCCCCGCUGGAUGGACAUGGACUCGGCAUGUUUAGCACCUUAGUGACCUUAGAAACGCGUUACCUUCACACAAAUCUGACGAAAAUGCUCAAGCGAUAGCACCAAGCAAACAACGACUCCCAUGAGACCACAUAUCCAGAUGAGUUUUAAGGCAUAGUGCAGAUUUCUGCUUCUGUCCUCUCAUCAUCAACGUAAAUUCCAUGUGUUCAAAAUUAUUCCUAAUGCAACAGCAUCGAUGUUCGGAAACGAAAUCCACCUAGUCCUAAGUUUUGUUAGUCACUAAUUGUAUGUUUUGACAUAUUUGAGCCAUUCCUAAUUACAAUUUGUUUUGCGCACUUGGUUUCAAACUUAAAUAAUGCGGCAACGAAUUAAACAGGCGUUUACGUACUGUAAGAUAAUUGUGAACCUGUAUACCCAA